AUGUGCGCUUCACUACUAUCAAAUACUUUUCCUAGUGUUUGCUGUGAUCAACGUGCUUAUCAUCAGAUACUUCCAAUUUCUGCUUCAGUUAGUCCCCUUCCACCCUUUGUCAAUUACUUAGAGCACCGAGCUGUCAAAAACUACUCAGUUAUAUCUGACUUGCAGGCAAGUAUACAGCACAGAGAUUACAAUUUACGUAAUGUUCUCUUAUCUCGCUGUGCAAUUCGUGAUUUGGUUUGUUGUAAUUAA
Brugia pahangi is the source of this 249-nucleotide messenger RNA. Lineage: Eukaryota; Metazoa; Nematoda; Chromadorea; Rhabditida; Onchocercidae. The record is from the annotation of a GenBank genome assembly.